UGUAACCUACAUUAACUGUAGUAGUGCGCAGUGAGUUAGAAUACAGCUGUAAAAGUCCUAAACAAAAACACAUGUUCCACACACGUAACCUGGUCAACCUACCUCCCGGUGAUAUAUAGCGCCCCCUGGCGGUAUCAGUGACCAUGACUCUCAAGCUGCAGAGGACAAGUCCCUACAGAUAACUGACAGGAUACAAAUUACGUCAGAACGUUGCCAAAGUGGAACAAGCCCGUGACGCCAAAAUUUACACUUUCAAGGCAAGACCAAUGACAGUGCAUGGACCGCACAAGAGACUAUCUUAUCAACCUUUAAAACGACCUACUUUAUUGAGAAACGGCUAGGACACCGUUAUUACAUAAAAUAUGAGACUCACCUUUGAUGAUGUUCUGCGGCACCUGGGGGAGUUUGGACGUUACCAGAAAUGGAUGGUCUUUGUCCUGUGUCUUCCUGGCAUCGCCCAUGGAAUCAGGAUGAUGAUCAGCGUCUUCCUCCUCAACAUCCCAAACCACAGGUGCGCCAUACCCGGUUACGACAACGACACCUUCAACGUACAGUCUGAGAGCCACGCUCGUCUUAUCAACGCUACCAUCCCUUACGUCACAAGGGACGGUAAACUGCAGCUUGACCGCUGUCACAUUUACCACGACGUUGACAACGGCACAAGCGAAGGCGCCAACCGUACCGUGGUCGGCUGUCAGAAGUGGGUUUACGACAAGUCUGUGUUCGAAUCCACUGUCUCAACGGAGCUCAACUUCGUGUGUGACGACGCCACCCUUGCCACACAUUCUCAGAUGAUCUUCAUGGGAGGUUACUUCUUGGGAGCAUUUGCAGCUGGAGCCCUGGGUGACAAGAUUGGGAGGAAGAAGGCUCUUUAUCUUUGUAUUAUGUCCCUCUUCAUCGGGGGAAUCAUACCUCAACUGGUCCAGCAACUUCAUCAUGUUCGUCAUCAUCCGCUUCUUCAACGCAAUUUCUACAGCCGGAGUCUUCACCACGUGUUUCCCAUGGAGAUAGUAGGACCCUCUAAACGUGUGUGGACUGGAGUGAUGGUACAGGUGUUCUUUGCCGUCGGUAUGACGAUCCUAUCUGGAGCUGCCUACCUAAUCCGAGACUGGCAUACCCUGGAGCUAGCCAUGGCCGUCCCUGUUGGCAUCUUCCUCGUAUACUGGUGGGUCAUUCCAGAAUCUCCAAGAUGGCUGAUGAACGAGUUCCGGGAUGACGAAGCAGAAGUGAUCAUUCGACGGGCAGCAGACGUGAACAAAGUCAAGCUACCUGACAAACUGUUUGAGAAGCAGACGACAGAGAUCGAAACAUAUGAUGAAAAGCCGAAGGGGAACUUUUUUCAUCUCUUCACAAAUCCGGUCAUGUGCAUACGAACUCUCAUUAUAUUUUUUAACUGGUUGGUGGUCAGUAUGGUGUACUAUGGCCUGUCCCUCAACACGGACAACCUUGGGGCAGGGAGCCUCCACCUUAACUUCCUGCUGGUAGGGCUGGUGGAGUUCCCGGCCUAUGCUCUCUCAAUACUACUGGUCAACAGACUUGGAAGGAAGUUCAUACACUGUGCGAUGAUGAUCAUAGGAGGUGGUUCCUGUAUCCUAACCAUCUUCACUAUACUGUAUGCUGACCAGUCAAUACAGUGGAUCACGGUUCUGCUCGCUAUGAUAGGGAAGCUGGGGGCAGCAGCAGGUUUUGCCAUCAUCUAUGUCUUCUCCUCAGAACUGUUUCCAACUGUCAUCCGGCAUUCCGCCACUGGGGCCAGUUCCUCCUGGGCCCGUGUCGGGGGCAUGAUAGCCCCGUAUAUCGUAGAUUGGGGCAAGAUUGUUGGAGGAGACUUCGGCCGCGCCCUGCCUCUGUUGGUGUUUGGCAGUCUGUCCGUCCUGGCAGGCCUGUUGGCCCUCCUCCUGCCGGAAACACUCAACAGAGACCUUCCGGAGACCAUCGAGGACGGGAUCAAGUUCGGCAGAGAACCCGCCCACCAUGGGUCCACACAUGACGAAGAGAAACAACGAGGUUUGCCAUUGCUAUCACUGCGUGAAACCACAGACCACGAGGAGAACCAGUCGCCUAUAUACAGAAAGCUAUCAGCUCCCGUCACUGCUUGACCGUAGUGUCGGUUUAGUGUCUUACCUGUUUCACCUGUCCAUUGUCAUCACUAAUUCUGUUUUAAUUAAUAAUUCAAACAAUAAGUAAUUCAUCGUGGCUGUGAUAACCAUUGAAAAUAAGAAUUACUCGAAACACGAUUGCAACUAAUAUUUCCUAUAAUGAAAUAUUGUACUAGGAUGAGAAACGCUGUGCCUUCACGGCAAUGAGAGGCCUAAACAUUUCGAGUUGGCGAGCUGAGGUCCCCUGCCAUCCGUCUGUGUUAAUGGUUGUGAGUUAUCAGUCUGAGGGACUGGUUGUAGAAAUGAGGCGACGUACGUACACAAAGAUGAAUGAAUCGCAAUAGUACGGAAACCUUUUACGGCCAUUCGGUGUUUUUUCUUGAAAUAUCAACUUAUUAUCAUGAAAUUUAAAGAUCGUAAUUUAAAAUUUCAACUUAUCGUUUUGAAAUUUCAAGAUCAUUGUGUUGAAAUUUCAACUUUAUAUGUAUCAUGAAAUUCAAACUUAUCAUCUUGAAAUUUAUACUUAGCAUCUUGAAAUUUCAAGAUAGCAGCUUGAAAUUUCCAGAAAAGAAAUACAGAAAACUGAAUGGGCCUAAAAGGCUUCCGUACAAUAGUGUUGACUUUUUCUAAGCAAAUGAUGAUCAGAAUUAUGCCCCAUCUUGCAUUAUUCAGGUUUAUGGAUGUGUUUUUAAAAUUAGUUGUUAACCUAUUUCUGGCCAUUCCUAAUGUAAUAACCUACUUACAUACCGUGAUAUGACUUAAGGUUUAUGGAUGUGUUUUUAAAAAUAUUUGUUAACCUAUUUCUGGCCAUUUCUAAUGUAAUAACCUACUUACAUACCGUGAUA
Messenger RNA from Haliotis rubra (blacklip abalone), 2944 nucleotides. RefSeq names its product organic cation transporter protein-like. Gene Ontology annotation, biological process: transmembrane transport. Lineage: Eukaryota; Metazoa; Mollusca; Gastropoda; Lepetellida; Haliotidae. The transcript is spliced from 12 exons. The record is from RefSeq and is a predicted model, not a curated record. Gene Ontology annotation, cellular component: membrane. Bases 363 to 2099 code for a protein of 578 amino acids. Gene Ontology annotation, molecular function: transmembrane transporter activity.